Betta splendens (Siamese fighting fish) is the source of this 1583-nucleotide messenger RNA. Its product is annotated as stathmin-4-like. The coding region runs from base 178 to 669 and encodes 163 amino acids. Gene Ontology annotation, biological process: regulation of microtubule polymerization or depolymerization; microtubule depolymerization; neuron projection development. Gene Ontology annotation, molecular function: tubulin binding. Gene Ontology annotation, cellular component: cytoplasm; neuron projection. The transcript has 7 exons. The record is from RefSeq and is a predicted model, not a curated record. NCBI's taxonomy places the organism in Eukaryota, Metazoa, Chordata, Actinopteri, Anabantiformes, Osphronemidae.
AACACUGGCGGCCAAUCAGAUCGCAGCUGAGUGAUGUCAUGCAGCAGGCUGCCGUUUGGUGCUGAUGCUGCUGAGCUGAGCUGCAGAUCUUCGGUGUGAACCCAGAGACGGAGCCUCGCUGCAGGGAACAGCCUCUACCUCACCACAGUGUCUUUGAGAGGAACCAGCAGCAGCAGGAUGACGCUGGCAGCUUACAGAGAGAAGAUGCGAGAGCUCCCCCUGCUGUCUCUCUUCUGCUCCUGCAUCCGUCCUCAAACCAGAGAAGAGGCCGACAACAAGGAAGCCGGCAUGGUGGAUUUAAAUCUGUGCAGCAUCAGAGACAUGGAGGUGAUUGAGCUGAGCAAGCGGGCGAGCGGCCAGGCCUUCGAGGUCAUCCUGAAGCCGCCCACCUUCGACGGGGGCCCCGAGCUGAGGGCCACCACGCCGCCUCGACCAAAGCCAUCACUGGAGGAGAUCCAGAAGAAACUGAACGCUGCUCAGGAGAGGAGGAAGUGGCAGGAAGCGGAACUGCUCAAACACUUGGCCGAGAGGAGGGAGCACGAGAGGGAAGUUGCACAGAAAGCUUUGACCAAAGAGCGUCAGACGCAUCGCGCCGACGCUCACAAAGAGCAGCAACAGAUGCACCUGAACGCCUCACAGGAGGACAAGCACAGUGUCGAGGUGUCCUGAGGCCUGAUCACAACACAAGCUGAACUUUAUUUCCAAGUUUGGAGCUGAAGGUUGAUGUGUCGGGAACCAGCACCAGUCCAGUUCGGAGACUUCAAAGGAUUGAACCCGAGGAUGCGGACGGUCACCGUCCUCAUCUUUAAAGUGUGAAACAGAAAGACGCUGCCGCCGCCAUUAGACGCUUCCCGGGAGCUUUACUGUGCUUUGAUCUCAUGCCGACAGUGCCAACGUUUGUGUGUGUGACUGUGCAUCGAGUUGUCCUCAAGUCUGAAAGGCUGUUCCCAGCCGAACCCCAGUGGACCGCCUCCACCAGCGAUCAGAGAGUCCAUGAACACACUGUAAAGCAGUGGCCAAGGCAACGUUUCAGACAAAGUCCUGGUCUGUGGUGGCAGCAACGCGCCUCUCUCUGCCAGAUGAUUCUGAGUCCGUCAACCCUCGAGAGACAAGGAUGCUCCAGGUCAGAGCACCGUCACCCGUCCGGACCCAGAACUAAUCCACCCCAAGGAGGAACCACGGCCCUGCUUUCAUCCUCUACUUUUACAUUCGGAUUGCUCUCAUGUUUCUGACUAUUGCACAUCAUUAGCAUGUUAGCAUGCUAGCAUUCCUCUAUGUGAGAAACAGCAUACGAUGUUAGUGAAUGGCUAACGUUAGCCCAUCGCUAAUCCUCAACCAUCUGCGAGCGUAUGUUACUGAUGAACAACUGAUAGUGGACUGUGUCAAGUGUUUACAGCUGCGGUGGGAGUUUCCACUAGGAGCCAGGGCCGACUCAGAGCAGGCCCAAAGCUCGGCGCUUAGGUUCCACACGAUGGAGGGAACGAUCCUAAUGUGGAGCAAUCAGGGUGUGAAGAUGAUGGCGACAAUGACAAUGUACAGAAAUCACAUUAUAUUUUAAAGUGAAGAAUAAACAGUCAAACUUA